Suillus plorans is the source of this 2862-nucleotide messenger RNA. RefSeq lists its product as uncharacterized. The transcript has 7 exons. The record is from RefSeq and is a predicted model, not a curated record. Lineage: Eukaryota; Fungi; Basidiomycota; Agaricomycetes; Boletales; Suillaceae. Bases 1 to 2862 code for a protein of 953 amino acids.
AUGAAAGGUACUGCUUUUUAUGUUGCAGAACGCUAUGAUAAGCUGGUGAAAGAAGGUGUGAGCACCAAAAAAAUUGAAAUCAUGGGACCGGAAUAUAUUGAAGAAUUGUUCCCGGUCACGGGCAUGCAUGAUGUAUGGCAACAUGCAGAAAGAUAUAUCUUAGAAAACCACUUAUUUGACCUAACUAAAGGCCGUUGGGCUAGAUGCCCAGAUUUGACCCAAUGGCACCAGAGCUUGGAGGGUGAAUUCUGUAUAUUCUUCAACGAUGUUGCACUGGGCUGUGGUCAGGCAAUGGGUGCUGGCCCACUUAGCAGGUACUGGACGGCCAGGUAUAGCACAACCGUGCUCACUGGCCAUGAAGCACAAAGAAAACCUGACCUUACACUAAUCGACCAAGGCAUGGCCGCCGACUGGAGAUGUGUGCGGAGUGUUGGUGAAAUGAAAUCAAAAAGGUAUGCUUCUGUUGGCUUUACCGAAAUUUUGAAUCAGAUCAGCGUCAAGUCUUCCAUUAUAUUUGCUUCUCAGGACAAUCGAAACUUCGUUCUCGCUCUUGGAUUCGCUAAGUACGAUAUGGUUGUCUACAGAUUUGAUCGCGGUGGCUUGAUGCGUGUCACGUCAUUCUCAAUCAAUGGUCCAACUGGUUGGAAAUACUUCGCUCGUGUAGCGUAUUCUCUAGCAUACGGGACCCUUGAUCUGGUGGGAUACGAUACCAGUUGUCAUACAGCACCCCACUUUCCACCACGGUACAUGGCCCUGCAGGCGCAACCCGCAAGUGGGCGUUCCCGGCAAUCUCCGUUUCCCAGAGAAUACAAGAUAGAAAUGCUACUUCAUGUAGCAGAUAACAUGUUUGGCCGUGGAUCUGUAGUUCGUCGGAUUCGACAUAUUUCCACACAUAUCGCAUAUAUUGCCAAGGACACUUGGCAUAAUGUGAGUCGAAAUCUCACAGAAGGGCAAAUCUUGCGCAUUAUCAGCGGUAUCGAUAACGUUCCUACAAUCCACGAAGAAUAUGUGGUGGGCGAGGACCGCUACUCUUCCACAGCCGCGGCACGUCUGGGUCCUCUCACGACAGCUCAAGUCGCCACUGCCCUUCAGAAUGGCGAGUUUCAGGAUCGGAUGCACCUCAGACUAUUGAUGAAAGACGCCUCCAUCAAGCUGAUCACACAAUUUAAGACCAGGGCGGGAUUGGCUCAGGCAUUAUUGGAUUGUAUCAAAGCGCACCGAGACGCGUAUCAACGGUUUGGCGUGUUGCACCGCGAUAUACAUAUCGGCAACUUGUAUAUCAAGACCGACGGCUCAGAUGGUACUCUUGGACGGGAGAUAGGCGGCGUGCUUGGAGAUUGGGGCUUUGCCCAGUGUAAGGAUAUCGAGAAAGUUUCGGAGCGUCUUGGAAAUAGGAGAGGGUUCCCUGUAUCAGCACCAAGUAGCGAAUACACUGCCCCCCACUCCUCCCCCUCCUCCCCUCCCUUUCCCCCCUCCCUUGCCUCUUCGCUAACAACAGCACCCAGUUCUCCUCCACUAUCUCUUCCUCCCUUGCGUGGUGGCACGCAUCGUAUGCAAGCAGCGGGCAGGGAUGCCCCUGACUACCGAGAAACGACAACAGAUGUUGAUUCAGACUGGGACACCAAGAGAGUUAGUAAAUCUGCCUCCGCAAGGCACAAAAAUCCUUGGUCCAUAUUCAAUCCAUGGCCUCGCGAUGUGAAUGUUGAAUCGGUGGAGAGAACAGGCAACGCUGCUUUUGUCUCAGUCCGUCUGAUGUUGGGCUUGGGCCAGCCGGGUAUCGAACACGGGAUUCGCGACGAUCUCGAAUCUUUCUUCUUUGUCCUACUUAUCAUCAUGGUUGUCUUCCGUGCUCCUGGUGUCCAGAGAUUGGAUGCAGAAUUCGCGCCCCUUGAGUUGGACAAGAUGUGGUGGAACCCGGAUCAGUGGAAAUCUUCUGCGAAGUGGAAGAUUUCGUCGAUGAAGCUCCACGGGCUAUGGCAAGACAAUAUUGCCUGCCUCUUCAGCGAUUAUUUCCAAUGCUGGACUGGCUCGGUGGAUAAACUAAGAGAGCUUAUUUUCAGUCAUUACGACCCAAACCAGCAUCUCCUCUCGCAAAUGUGCACGACUGAUGGUGUUACCUAUGAAGACGUGAUCCCUAUUCUCCAGGAGAUGAUUCAAUCUGGAGCUGAGGCCGACGCAAAGGAUGGAGAGGGCGAUGGGCAAAGUUCAGAUGUCGGUUCCCAAAUCGACACAGAUGUUGCAUCACAGCACGAGUUUUUCUCCUUAGCACCCGCUGACGGCGCCCCAACAACCCAAUUACCUCACCAAAUGACACUCCCCUCGACGUCUCCUGAUGACACGUGGUAUACGCCCUCGGAGAAAUUCAAGAUCACCUCUGUCUUGACCGCCGUGGCAGCAACCAGUGAGGUUCCCGAGGGCGAUGUGCAACCGCCAUCUCGUCAUGACCUUCCCCAUCGAGACGUCAUCUCCCAAAAAUCUCGUGCAUCUGCCGCCCUCACAUCCACCGCUACCGAUGACCUACCAACUAAUGUGUCUACCCUUACGCAGGGUAUUGUUGACAACAAUGACGAUGACGGCACCUUCCCCGUUGAUGUCGCUGCCCCGUCCAUUGUCGCCUCUGGCCCGUCUCGUGUUGUUAGCAACCCCAAGCGCAAAGCUUCGUCGACUCAAGACGAUACAAAGUUCACAAAGAAGUCUCGUACCAGUGAGCGAGGCAAGAAACCGUCACUCGUUGCGGGACUAAGCAAAAGAAGCAAAUCCCGUUCUCAUGGGGGCAACUCACGCAAGGCGCAUUCUCGCCCAGAAGACGAUGACGACUAUGUACCACUGGGGAAGCAGGGCAAGGGCAAGAGCCGCGCUUAA